Brenthis ino (lesser marbled fritillary) is the source of this 1320-nucleotide messenger RNA. Lineage: Eukaryota; Metazoa; Arthropoda; Insecta; Lepidoptera; Nymphalidae. The record is from the annotation of a GenBank genome assembly.
AUGGCUUCAUCUAACACCUUACAAAAGGCUAUUGAUCUUGUCACAAAAGCUACUGAAGAAGAUAAAAACAAGAAUUAUGAAGAAGCAUUAAGGCUUUAUGAACAUGGAGUAGAGUAUUUUUUGCAUGCAGUUAAAUAUGAAGCUCAAGGGGAAAGGGCUAAAGAGAGUAUUAGAGCUAAAUGUUUACAGUAUUUAGACAGAGCUGAGAAACUUAAAGAAUAUCUCAAAAAAGAUCGCAAGAAAAAGCCUAUUAAGGCUGGAGAAUCUAACUCUAAAAAUGAAGAUAAGAAGAGUGACAGUGACAGCGAUUCUGAUGAUCCUGAGAAAAAAAAAUUGCAGGGAAAACUUGAAGGGGCUAUUAUUGUUGAAAAACCACAUGUUAAAUGGAGUGAUGUUGCUGGGCUUGAAGCUGCUAAAGAAGCCUUGAAAGAGGCUGUAAUUCUUCCUAUUAAAUUUCCACAUUUAUUUACAGGAAAACGAAUUCCUUGGAAGGGAAUUCUUUUAUUUGGUCCCCCUGGUACUGGUAAGUCAUACUUAGCUAAAGCUGUAGCAACAGAAGCCAACAAUUCAACAUUCUUCUCUGUUUCUUCAUCUGAUCUAGUAUCUAAAUGGCUUGGUGAAUCUGAAAAACUUGUGAAGAAUUUGUUUGAAUUGGCUCGACAGCAUAAACCAAGUAUUAUUUUCAUUGAUGAAAUUGAUUCUUUAUGUUCUUCACGUUCAGAUAAUGAAUCUGAAUCUGCCAGACGAAUUAAGACAGAAUUUCUUGUUCAAAUGCAAGGUGUUGGCAAUGACAUGGAUGGCAUAUUAGUUCUUGGCGCUACCAAUAUUCCAUGGGUACUGGACGCCGCUAUACGACGACGUUUUGAGAAACGUAUUUACAUUGCUUUGCCAGAAGAACAUGCUAGGUUGGACAUGUUUAAAUUGCAUCUCGGAAAUACUAGGCACCAAUUGAGUGAACAAGAUAUGAAGGUAUUGGCCACAAAAAGUGAAGGGUAUUCAGGAGCUGAUAUAAGCAUUGUUGUUCGUGAUGCAUUAAUGCAGCCUGUGCGUAAAGUCCAAUCUGCUACUCAUUUCAAAAAGGUUUCUGGCCCGAGUCCUACCGAUCCUGAUGUAAUCGUUCAUGAUCUUUUGACUCCCUGUUCUCCUGGUGAGCCAGGAGCUAUAGAGAUGACCUGGAUGGAAGUACCGAGUGAUAAACUUGGUGAACCACCAGUGACAAUGUCUGAUAUGCUGAGAUCACUAGCAACUUCGAAACCUACUGUAAAUGAUGAUGAUAUGAUUAAAUUGAAAAAAUUCAUGGAAGAUUUUGGUCAAGAAGGU